Molecule: messenger RNA, 591 nt
Organism: Malania oleifera
Lineage: Eukaryota; Viridiplantae; Streptophyta; Magnoliopsida; Santalales; Ximeniaceae
Exons: 2
Coding region: 1-591 (196 amino acids)
Source: RefSeq, a predicted model, not a curated record
AUGAAGGAGGAGGAGCGAGAAGUACAAGCGGAAGCAGGCGCCGAGUCGGCGUCGUCGACGACGUCGUAUGAGUCGGAGGAGGCGGAGGAACUGCAGCGGCUGGUGCAGGCGCCGCCGUUCUGGAAGAGCAAGAAGAGGCUGUCGAAGCAGCUGUCCAUGUGCGAGACGCCGCGCGACAUAGCGUGGGAGAGGCGGCGCCGCCAGAUCCUGCGGCAGGAGCGGCGGAGGAACGGGAUCGACGGUGAGGACGUGCUGAUCACGGACGAGGAUCUGCAUGAGCUGAAGGGGUGCAUAGAGCUGGGGUUUGGGUUUUGCGAGGAGGAGGGGCAGAAGCUGUGCAACACUUUGCCGGCGCUCGAUCUCUACUUCGCCGUCCACCGCCAGCUUAGCUCACCCAGUCCCGUCUCGACGCCCCACAGUUGCUCCGGCGGUUCCUCCACCUCGCUCGGCGGCCGGUCGUCGUCUUUCGGCAGCCCCAUGAGCGAUUCUGAUUGGAAGAUUUGCAGCCCAGGAGAUAAUCCUCAACGGGUGAAGACUAAGUUGAGGCACUGGGCACAAGCAGUUGCUUGCUCUGUGAUGCAAUCUCAGUGA